Cololabis saira (Pacific saury) is the source of this 1920-nucleotide messenger RNA. RefSeq names its product 3-hydroxymethyl-3-methylglutaryl-CoA lyase like 1 (gene hmgcll1). NCBI's taxonomy places the organism in Eukaryota, Metazoa, Chordata, Actinopteri, Beloniformes, Belonidae. The record is from RefSeq and is a predicted model, not a curated record. Bases 96 to 1103 code for a protein of 335 amino acids. Gene Ontology annotation, biological process: ketone body biosynthetic process; L-leucine catabolic process. The transcript is spliced from 9 exons. Gene Ontology annotation, molecular function: hydroxymethylglutaryl-CoA lyase activity.
UUUACACAUCACACAGGCCUUAAGUGAACACAUCCGAAAACAUUCGAUUUGCUGUGACAGUUACAGCGGUGUCGUAGGUCUGCUCAGACCGUCGGAUGGGUAACGUGCCCGCUCCGGUGAAGCAGUGUCUGCGCUAUGAGCAGCUCAGCGCGGAGCCCUGGCUGAGACACUGGCUGCAGGAGGACAAGAUCAUUACUGAAAAUAAGUGCCCGGAGUUUGUGAAAAUUGUUGAAGUUGGGCCAAGAGAUGGUCUGCAGAAUGAAAAGGAAAUUGUUCCGACAAGGGUGAAAAUCCAGCUGAUAGACAUACUUUCAGAAACAGGCCUUUCUGUGAUCGAGGCCACCAGCUUUGUUUCUUCAAAGUGGGUACCGCAGAUGGCAGACCAUACUGAUGUACUUCGCGGUAUCCAGAGAACACCUCAUGUUCGGUACCCUGUGUUGACACCUAACAUGCAAGGCUUUCAAGAUGCUGUUGCAGCUGGUGCUACUGAAGUGGCUGUGUUUGGGUCGGCGUCUGAAACCUUCAGCAGAAAAAAUAUUAACUGUUCUAUUGAUGACAGUAUGCUGAGGUUUGAGGACGUCAUUAACGCCGCCAAAGAGCAACAAAUUCCAGUCCGUGGGUAUGUUUCUUGUGCCCUUGGGUGCCCCUACGAGGGACAGAUUGAACCUUCAAAGGUUGCUGAGGUGGCAAAGAGGUUAUAUGAAAUGGGCUGUUAUGAGAUUUCUUUGGGAGACACCAUCGGUAUCGGGACUCCAGGUUCCAUGUUUAAAAUGCUGCAGAGGGUAAAAAGAGAUGUCCCCAUCAAUGCGCUAGCAGUUCACUGCCAUGACACUUACGGACAAGCACUUCCCAACAUUCUAACUGCACUUCAGAUGGAGGUCUCGGUGGUGGAUUCAGCAGUAGCGGGCCUGGGAGGUUGCCCCUACGCACAGGGUUCAUCUGGUAAUGUUUCAACAGAGGAUGUUCUUUACAUGCUGCACGGCAUGGGCAUUGAAACGGGUGUGAACCUGGCCAAAGUCAUAGAGGCUGGUGAGUUCAUCUGCAGCGCGUUGGGUCGCGAGACAAACUCCAAGGUCGCCAGAGCAAGAGGCAGGACACCGUGAUGUGUUUCAAUAUGAGAGAACUUCUCCGUACAUGACUCUGUUCCUUGUUAAAGGUUUUCCCUGUUUUUGCUGCAUUCAGAUUCGCUGCCUUCGCUUCACUAUAUUGUGUUUCACCUCUCAAAAAAGUCUAACAAGCCGCCUAAUUUUCAUUUCCUGGCUUUCCCUUCAUAUCCACCGUUUAGAUCCCGGGGAUCAGUUGCAGGUCCGGUCGACUCAGUUUUGGCCAAACUGUAUGGUUUGAUAUCGUUAGAAAGGACAGUGCAUGUUGGAUUGGAAGUUACUUCAGGUUUUAUUUGCGAUAAAGGCUCAGGUUGAUAAUCCAGAUACGUUACAAAGCCUACUGUGCUGGCUUUUGUAAAUGCUGCACAAUGAAAUGUUCUUUUGAGGUCUUUUGACAUUUAUUUGGCUAUAACAAAAUAUACUCUAUAAAGGUCGAUGACUUUUCCAAGUUUUCAUAGCUCUGUGGCCUUUUAAGAUAAUAAAAUAAAGAUGUAUGCCCUUCCAGCUGCUUGCUGAAUUGAAUUAUGGGUACUUCGAUAUGCACUUUACAUCUCAAGAUACUUCUGCUCAUAUUUUAAAUGAAUACAAUUCAAAAGUACCACAAAUAAAACACCAGGGAGUUUGUGUUGUUGGGUUUGCCAAAGGUCACCACAGAAAAGCCCCCUAUCUUUUCUACCCAGACUGAAUUUACCCGAGAUGAUCCGAGAGGUUGAAAACAAAUGUGGUGGUAUUGUUUUCAGGUUUGUCUUGUCUGAUUGGUUAACCAUUGUCUUAUCUGUAAAACAUCAUGCAUUUUAUCAAUAUCAAAAAAAAAGAA